AUGGCUUCAGAGAACAAGAAUUAUGACGUCGAGGGCGAGAUCGCCGUCUUCUUCUCCAAGACGUCGGUGCGCCGCGAGACGUGCGACGCAUUGGCCAGGGAGCUCGUCGGCAGCGACCAGGUCGUCCCCGUCCCGGUGCAAGGGGGUGUCUGCUCGUAUACGGUCUACGCCGGAGAGGGCCUCGGCCAGGUCGUCCAGUUCCGCCUCAAGUCUCGCGAGGUCAAGACCGAGACCGUCCGUCUCGCGCGACAGGUCUUCGGCGCCUUCGUGCCCGACGUGUCGUUCAGGCAGGCGCUCGGCGACGACGAGUCAACGGCGACUGGCAAAGAGCCGCUGCUCGUCUAUGUCAUGCCGCGCGUCCAACAAGGCCUGGCGCAUGAAUCUGGUCUAGGAUGCCGCAAGGAGGUGGACCAGUCCUACCGCGACCGCACGGCUGAGACGUUUGAGACGGAUCUGCAGGCCUUGCUCGUCAGCCUGCCCGACCGGUUUCACUCGGUAAUCCGCAACACGCUGGCGUCCCUGCCCAGCAUCUUGUCCCUCCCCAUGGUCCUCCUAGACAUGGAUUUUGGCGGAUGCAAAAUCAUGGUGGAGGAAGAGUCGUGCCAUUUGGUUGGCGUCGUUGAUUGGGCCGAGGCGGAGAUUGGCCCGUUUGGUACAAACCUCGAAAUGGUGCAAAGUCUGAUGAGCAAACUGCACUUGAAGAACGGCUGGAUCAGGUACGAGGACUACGAUGACCUGACGCGCUCGUUCUGGGAAACAUUGGGCGACGAGAUUGGCGGACUAAGCGACGACACCAGCAAGGCUAUCAAGGCGGCCAGGGUCUUGGGGCUGCUACGAUCUCGGGGCUUCACCAACAGGCUCGCAAACAUGCCGAAGCCGGUACCGAUCAAGGACGAUGACAGCGGGAGGUACAACGUGAUGAUUCUUGACGGGCUGCUCUUGAACCCAGCUACCCGAUUUGAGGGGCCGUGA
Molecule: messenger RNA, 972 nt
Organism: Lasiosphaeria miniovina
Lineage: Eukaryota; Fungi; Ascomycota; Sordariomycetes; Sordariales; Lasiosphaeriaceae
Exons: 3
Coding region: 1-972 (323 amino acids)
Source: RefSeq, a predicted model, not a curated record